AUGGCAGAGUUGGCCGGAGGUGCUGCAGGCGGCAGCCGGGCGGCGGUGGGCGGUGGGGCCAGGCUGGGCGGCGUGUGGGGGCCAGGAGGUGCAGUAGCGAUGGGGCCGGGAAGCGGCGGCCGCAGGGAGACUGCCGCAGGCAGUGGUGGUAGGCGGAGCACGGCCGGGGAGCAAGCGGAGGUGGGCGGAGGGGCAGUCGGGAAGCUACAGCUGCAGGGAGGAGCUGGCGAGGGCCUGGCCGGUGGGAGGCCGAGAAGAACCUGCUGCGGGGGCCGGAAAGGGGGUUGUCGGGGGCUGGCACGGAGCCGUGGGGGCCGAAGGCUGAAGAAAGGUGGUGUGGGGCCCAAGGGCAACUAG
Cryptomeria japonica (Japanese cedar) is the source of this 357-nucleotide messenger RNA. Its product is annotated as glycine-rich protein 5-like. The transcript has a single exon. The coding region runs from base 1 to 357 and encodes 118 amino acids. The record is from RefSeq and is a predicted model, not a curated record. NCBI's taxonomy places the organism in Eukaryota, Viridiplantae, Streptophyta, Pinopsida, Cupressales, Cupressaceae.